Megalops cyprinoides (Indo-Pacific tarpon) is the source of this 1812-nucleotide messenger RNA. RefSeq names its product fizzy-related protein homolog. The coding region runs from base 247 to 1734 and encodes 495 amino acids. Gene Ontology annotation, biological process: positive regulation of ubiquitin protein ligase activity; anaphase-promoting complex-dependent catabolic process; positive regulation of anaphase-promoting complex-dependent catabolic process. The transcript has 14 exons. Gene Ontology annotation, molecular function: protein binding; anaphase-promoting complex binding; ubiquitin ligase activator activity. NCBI's taxonomy places the organism in Eukaryota, Metazoa, Chordata, Actinopteri, Elopiformes, Megalopidae. The record is from RefSeq and is a predicted model, not a curated record. Gene Ontology annotation, cellular component: anaphase-promoting complex.
AGUCGAAGCAGGAACAACCAAAAAUUGAAGAAACUUACUGAGUUAGUCGCCAAGUAGGUUCUGGUGCUCCUCGGAUGUGAAGCCAGCGGAUGUUUUUUUUAGAACGAGUUCAGUCUGGCAUUUAAUUCCAUUCGGCUGCGUAGUAAUUGAACACGGAAUCGCCAAAUCUGUUUCUGAGACAGACCUGUGAACAUUGGCGAGUUCUCCUCUCCCUCAUCCUGUCCUUCCCCUCUGCCACACACCUCCAUGGACCAGGACUAUGAGCGCCGGCUGCUUCGGCAGAUCAACAUUCACAAUGAAAACGCCAGCCCCGUGAAAGUCACAGAGGUGAUGCGAACCUUGACACCCACCAACUCGCCAGUUUCUUCCCCAAGCAAACACGGUGACAGGUUCAUCCCGUCUCGGGCUGGAGCCAACUGGAGUAUCAACUUCCACAGGAUCCAUGAGAAUGAGAAGUCACCCAGCCAGAACAGAAAAACAAAAGACGCAACAUCAGACACCAGCAAAGCAGAUGGGUUGGCGUACUCUGCUCUUCUGAAGAACGAGCUGCUCGGUGCAGGCAUUGAGAAGGUGCAGGACCCCCAGACAGAAGACCGCAGGCUGCAACCUGCCACUCCCGAGAGGAGGAGCCUCUUCAAUUACUCCAUAAGUACGAAGAGGCCCACGCCUGAAGAUGGGAACACUGUCUCCCCUUACUCCCUGUCCCCUGUCAGUAGCAAGAGUCAGAAACUCUUGAGGUCUCCCAGGAAGCCCACGCGUAAAAUCUCUAAGAUCCCCUUCAAGGUGCUAGAUGCUCCCGAGCUACAGGAUGACUUUUACUUGAACUUAGUGGACUGGUCCUCCCUUAAUGUACUAAGCGUCGGUCUAGGCACUUGUGUCUACUUGUGGAGUGCUUGUACCAGCCAGGUGACACGUCUUUGUGACUUGUCUGUGGAAGGGGACUCUGUCACAUCUGUGGGCUGGUCAGAAAGAGGUAAUCUGGUAGCAGUGGGUACUCACAAAGGCUUUGUACAGAUCUGGGAUGCAGCAGCUGGCAAGAAGAUCUUCACCAUGGAGGGACACACAGCCAGAGUUGGUGCACUGGCAUGGAAUGCAGACCAGUUGUCAUCGGGCAGCCGGGACCGUAUGAUCCUGCAGAGGGACAUUCGCACCCCUCCUCUGCAGUCCGAGCGCCGGCUACAGGGCCAUCGACAGGAGGUUUGUGGCCUGAAGUGGAGCACUGACCACCAACUGCUAGCCUCAGGGGGCAAUGACAAUAAGCUGCUAGUGUGGAACCACUCCAGCGUGCUGCCGGUGCAGCAGUACACGGAGCACUUAGCUGCAGUCAAAGCCAUCGCCUGGUCACCCCACCAGCACGGGCUUCUUGCCUCUGGCGGUGGCACGGCAGACCGCUGCAUCCGCUUCUGGAACACACUAACGGGUCAACCCCUGCAGUGCGUUGACACGGGCUCGCAGGUCUGCAACCUGGCCUGGUCCAAACAUGCCAAUGAGCUGGUGAGCACACAUGGCUACUCUCAGAACCAGAUUCUGGUGUGGAAAUAUCCCUCUCUCACACAGGUGGCCAAACUGACUGGGCACUCCUACAGAGUCCUCUACCUGGCCAUGUCUCCAGAUGGUGAAGCAAUUGUCACAGGGGCUGGUGAUGAAACAUUGCGCUUCUGGAACGUAUUUAGCAAAACACGGUCAACUAAGGAAUCUGUGUCUGUUUUGAACCUGUUCACCAGGAUACGGUAGUACUGAAGUAUUUCUGGGAGGAAGGAUCAUGAGAGACCUCAGCAAAAGGAAUACACUGAUUUCAUUGUGCAGUCCUUG